Molecule: messenger RNA, 538 nt
Organism: Telopea speciosissima
Lineage: Eukaryota; Viridiplantae; Streptophyta; Magnoliopsida; Proteales; Proteaceae
Product: auxin-responsive protein SAUR21
Exons: 1
Coding region: 39-410 (123 amino acids)
Biological process (GO): response to auxin
Source: RefSeq, a predicted model, not a curated record
CUUCUUCCUUGCAGGUUUUGAUUCAGCCGUAAAGGAAGAUGCUUGGGAAAAAAAUGGAGUCAGUUAAGAAGCUAGCCAAGAAAGUAAAGGUGAUUGGUAGCAGACGCCAAUCCUCACACUAUGAGAGCUUGCCCAGCGAGAUCGACGAGUCUUCUACGGCGACAAUUCCGAUCGGAUUCUUGGCGCUUUACGUCGGAGAGGAACGACAGAGGUUUUUGGUGCCAACCAAUUUCCUCUCCCACCCUCUGUUCAAGAUCUUAAUGGAGAAGACCUACAACGAGUUUGGGUUUGCGCAGAGAAAUGGGUUGGUGGUUCCUUGCAGCGUUUCUACUUUCCAAGAGGUAAUUGAUGCAAUUGAGUGCUGCCAUGGACAGUUCGAUCUUGGGAAGUUGGUUGAAGAGUUCUUUUAGAUUCUAAUGUAGGAGAAAUUAAGAAGCAAUUUUGACCACCAGAGAUGUAAGUAAUCAGAUAUUGUAAUCUGUAGCUAUUAGGUUUUUUUGUUUUUUGUAUUCCAAGCAAUGGGAUUUGAAAUAGGUAG